AUGGAUCCCACCUCCACCCCACGGCAUACGGAUCGCUUCAAGAUGGGAAAUACAGAUCCAAUUCCCUCGUCUUCGCCGGCGUUUGGAACACCAGCACGUCCAUUUCGACUGAACAAAUCCAAUGCGCCACCUACCAAGACAUCUAUUCUACCUAUCCUACUCCCUCCUUCCACCCUCCGACCAGUCGCUUUCCGAACCUUCACUCGCAAGCACAACCUCACUAUUUCCUCCUCGGCGCUCCAGACAUUGGCAGCAUUCGUGGGCAAAAAUUGUGGCUCCGGCUGGCGAGAAGAAGGCCUAGCCGAGAAAGUCCUGGACGAAGUUGCGAAAUAUGGAAAAGGGCCGGAGGAGGAGUCAUUGUCGAAGAAGGGAAAGGUGCCUCUCUCAAAGCUAUCCUGCAAACUCUCGAAGGAAGUAUGA
This is a messenger RNA of Penicillium cosmopolitanum, 420 nucleotides long. RefSeq lists its product as uncharacterized. The record is from RefSeq and is a predicted model, not a curated record. The transcript has a single exon. Bases 1 to 420 code for a protein of 139 amino acids. Lineage: Eukaryota; Fungi; Ascomycota; Eurotiomycetes; Eurotiales; Aspergillaceae.